This is a messenger RNA of Penicillium taxi, 963 nucleotides long. Its product is annotated as putative gamma-cysteine synthetase regulatory subunit. Gene Ontology annotation, molecular function: glutamate-cysteine ligase catalytic subunit binding; enzyme regulator activity. Gene Ontology annotation, cellular component: glutamate-cysteine ligase complex. Gene Ontology annotation, biological process: glutathione biosynthetic process. The transcript is spliced from 2 exons. Bases 1 to 963 code for a protein of 320 amino acids. Lineage: Eukaryota; Fungi; Ascomycota; Eurotiomycetes; Eurotiales; Aspergillaceae. The record is from RefSeq and is a predicted model, not a curated record.
AUGAAGUUGAUUCUCUCCACCUCGAAUAUCAUGCAAGGAGGGCGGCAAUCAGUUAUUCGCCAGCCAUUAACUCAAAAGUCCAACGUCGAGCUGAUAGACUCCCUGCGCUACAACUUCCUUGCGUCGCAGCACAUUACACCUACGGAGCACACCAACUGUCAUACAAAUGGCCAUACAAAUGGAACUCUCUCCUCAAAACCAGACUAUCGCACUUGGACCUCCGAACACGAAGGGGCUCUUUAUAUUCCUGAGGUCGACUUCUCCCAGCCAGGGCUGGUAGAGGAGCAGAGUCAAUACGAUAUUACGGUGAAACUUUUCUAUCUACCAGGGAUUCCGGCGUCCCGACGAUGUGCACAUACCCGCGAGGCCAUUGACUUGGUAUUGAAGGAACUGCAUGUAAAAUCUAUCGAUCUGCUUAUCGUGUCAUUCCCCAGCAUUCUAUUCGAUGCCGACGAUGACAGCGACGAGGAGGAUGCUGAGCAGAGCAGUGGAGAACCGGACGAAUUUGACAGUAUGGUCCAGACAUGGCGAGUACUGGAGUCAGUGCAUGAGCAAGGAAUGAUCGCGCAGCUGGGUGUGGCUGAGUUUGGCAGUGAGCGGUUGGCGCGCUUCCUCCCCCAUACCAAGAUCAAGCCCUGCGUCGACCAGAUCAACCUCAAGGACUGCUGUGUAGUUCCUAAGUCGUUGAUCCUCUACGCCAAACAGGAACAGAUCCAGCUUCUCACCCAUAAUGACUGCAAUGAUAUUCUCCCAUGCGGUACCACGCGGGAGCUCCUAGGGCCUGGGGAGGGCGGUGCAGGCAUCCUGGCAUCAGCUCCAGAAGCCAAUGAUGGAAUUCAGGGAGACCUCGAGCCACAGUGGGUGGUUAAGUAUACUGCUGUCAUCAAGGAUCGCGGAGUGGUCGAGAACAAGGGAUAUAUCGCUCUGGCAGAACUGGACACACGCUUCAAGCCCCAACCAUGA